GCAGGCCUGGAGUCAGAAGCCACAUGUGGCUCAAGGCAGAGCAUGAGAAGCACGCAGCUCCUGGUGGGGAAGGGACUGGUAAACGUGCUUAGAGACCAGGUCAUGUCUGCACCUGCCCCAGUUGCUUGGCAGAUUGGCAAGGCAGGCUGGCAGGGCCUGUGCGUGGGAGGCAGCCGGCAGCAGCACCAUGUGCUGACGACCUCACAGCCACACUCCCCCUGGUUAGCACUGAGUGUCAGAACCACCCCCAGAACCUCAGUUAAGCAAAGGGGUUGGUUUCCAUGGAGACACAGCAUCCUUUCUCCAUGGCAACCUGAAAUCCCAAAACCCAAGUUAGACUCAGGAAUGAGUCAUGUGUGACCAGUAGGGGGUGCUCUCCCACAAGGCUGACCCACAAGGCAGGGACGGAUGAGCAACUGACCACAGACUUAAGGUGACCCAAAGGCGAGGCUUGUGCCUAUGGGGACUGAGCCAGUCGUGCUUAACCCCUCCCCACCCAGCUGCACUGGGUGAGGAGGCUGGCAGACUGCAGGAAGCACUGUGCAGAGGUGGUGCUCUGCAGCUGGGGCUCCCAGAGUGGCGCUGACAUGGAAGGGAUCCUUGCUUCUUGAACCUGGAACUAGAACAGUGAGCGAGCUGUCACUGGCCAGGAGGAAUGGGGCCAGGCAGAGUGGACACACAAGAGUUAAUGGUUGGGGUGUGACAGGGCGAACCGCCCUCAGGAAGUGUUACUCACCACCGGGAAUGUGCGGGAAUGUGCGCCGCCUGUGCCUUGGGGGCUGGAUUCUCUUCCUGAGUCCCAGAGAAGCCAAAGGAGCUCCCAGCCAUGGAAGACGCUGGGCAGCCAGGAACACAUCCUCUCAGAGACCCCUGCCGGAGCUUCACUCCUGGGCACCUGGAGAGAGAAAAGUUAGUGAAGUUGAAGGGACAGCCAGGCCAGCCCAGGACCCGCUAUAUGACAUACCAGACACCAGCCGGGGGCAGACAGGUGGACCCCAGCAGCCGGCACGCACUGUGAGCCUGCGGGAGCGCCUGCUGCUCACCCGACCCGUGUGGCUGCAGCUGCGGGCCAAUGCAGCAGCUGCACUGCAUGUGCUGAGGACCGAGCCCCCAGGGACAUUCCUGGUGCGGAAAUCGAACACUCGCCAGUGCCAGACUCUGUGCGUGCGGCUACCAGAGGCCAGUGGCCCCUCUUUCGUCUCCAGCCACUACAUCCAGGAGAGCUCUGAGGGCAUCUCCUUGGAGGGCUCAGAUCUCCUGUUCCCCGAUCUUGUUCAGCUCAUCUGUGCCUACUGCCACACCCGAGACAUUCUUCUCCUCCCGCUCCGGCUCCCCAGAGCCAUACACCAGGCAGCCACCCACAAGGAGCUGGAGGCUAUCUCCCAUCUGGGCAUUGAGUUCUGGAGCUCCUCUCUCAACACCAAGGCUCCGCAGGGCCCACCUGAAGGCCCACCCCUGCCCAGGCUGAAGGCCCGAUCCCCUCAGGAGCUGGACCAGGGCACUGGCGCUGCCCUCUGUUUCUUCAACCCCCUGUUCCCAGGAGACCUGGGCCCCACCAAGCGAGAGAGAUUCAAGAGGAGCUUCAAAGUGCGGGUGUCCACAGAGACCUCUAGUCCCCUGUCACCACCUGCUGUGCCACCUCCCCCAGUCCCUGUGCUGCCAGGGGCCAACCCCAGUCACACAGAAAGGCUGCCCCCUGGGCGGCUUCUGAGAAGGGAGAGCUCAGUGGGGUACCGUGUGCCUGGAGGCACCAGCCAUGUCCUCCCACUCCUGCCCUCCCUCCAGGAGGUGGACUGUGGCUCUCCCAGCAGCUCUGAGGAAGAGGGGCCAGCUGGGUCCAGGGGGAGUCCCAUGACAUCCCCUGGCCUUGGCCGCCGCAGGCCUCUGCUCCGGUCCAUGAGCACUGCUUUCUGCUCCCUGCUGGCUCCGGAGCGGCAGGUGGGCCGAGCAGCUGCAGUGUUGAUGCAGGACAGACACACAGCUGUGGGCCAGUUGGUGCAGGACCUACUGACCCAGGUGCGGGCCAGCCCGGAGCCCCAAGAGCUGCAGGGCAUCCGCCAGGCACUGAGCCGGGCCCGGGCCAUGCUGAGCGCAGAGCUGGGCCCUGAGAAGCUGCUACCGCCAGAGAGGCUGGAACACAUCCUGGAGAAGUCCCUGCAUCGCUCAGUGCUCAAGCCUCUCCGGCCCAUCCUGGCAGCCCGCCUGCGGCGCCGGUUUUCUGCAGAUGGCUCCCUUGGCCGCCUGGCUGAGGGCCUCCGUGUGGCCCGAGUGCAAGGCCCUGGAGCCUUCGCGUCCCACCUGAGCCUGCCCUCCCCGGCGGAGACCGAGCAGGUGCGCCAGAAGCUGCUGCAGCUGCUCCGCACCUACUCACCCAGUGCCCAGGUGAAGCGGCUCUUGCAGGCCUGCAAGUUGAUCUACACGGCCCUGAGGACCCACGUGGGGGAGGGCGCAGGCGCAGAUGAAUUCCUGCCUCUGCUGAGCCUUGUCUUGGCCCAGUGUGACCUUCCUGACCUCCUGCUAGAAGCCGAGUACAUGUCGGAGCUGCUGGAGCCAGCUGUGCUCACUGGAGAGGGUGGCUACUACCUUACCAGCCUGUCGGCCAGUCUGACCCUGCUGAGCAGCCUAGGCCAGGCCCACACCCUCCCCCUCAACCCCUCCCAGGAGCUGCAGCGCUCCCUGAGCCUCUGGGAGCAGCGCCGCCUGCCUUCCACCCUCCACUUCCAGCACCUCCUUCGAGUAGCCUACCAGGAUCCUGGCAGCGGUUGUACCUCCAAGACUCUAGCUGUGCCUCCUGGGGCCUCAAUCGCCACCCUGAACCAGCUCUGUGCCACUAAGUUUCGAGUCAGCCAGCCAGAUGCUUUUGGCCUAUUCCUGUACAAGGAGCAGAACUACCAUCGCCUGCAGCCUGGAGCCCUGGCCCACAAGCUUCCCACAGAUGGCUAUCUGGUCUACCGCCGGGCAGAGCGGCCUGGGACCCCAGGGACUGCAGCAGAGGAGGCAGGCAGUGGGCAGCCAGUGUCAGGUAGCCAGAAUGAGGAGAAGGGGGUGCAGGGAGAUGAGGAUGUGGAAGCCAGAGCCAGCCCCAGGGACAGUGGGGGAGAGUCAGAGACAACUGCUGAGGGAGGAGAGGGUUAGGUCAGGGGGGACCUUCAAGAGCCAGAGGCUGCGGGAGCCAAGCAGCAGAGGAGUAGCUAGAAGGGGCCAGAAGCAUCACCUGGGGCAGAAGCCUCUAAGCUGGUGGGAAAGGCCCUCAUAGCCAUCAACCCCACCCCCCAAGGCCACAGCCUUCUUGGCAACCCCACCCAGCCAUCUCUGGUGUCCGCCACCACCUCUGAGUGGCACUUAUCUCCGUGAGCCUAUCUGCCAAGGAGCUGGGAGACUGGCCACCUCUGAGUAACUAGAGUAAAGUUGAGGAGGUUUGGGGGAUCCCAGACUGUGUUCAAGCACCCUUGCUUCUUGUUCUUCCUCCCCAGCCGCAGGGGUGAGUGUGCCCCACAGGGAACAGAUCAAUCUGAUGACCAACCUAUGGCAUGGGGGUGGUUUCCUUGCCUUCUGUGACAUAGGCAGGGCUACUGUGGACUUCGGGGCCCUGAAAAGCUCCAACUAUGCCUGGUGUGGGAAGGAGGCAGCAGAAUGGCAGCAGAGGACCUGCUUCCCCCAGCCUCAGCAUCCUCCUCUGCAAAGUGGGUACACUAUUGCUGUCCUGCCCUUCACCCAAAAGUGCUCGAGGGUCCUUAAUGGAUUGUUUCAUUGCAAAGCAGAGCUCUUACUAGGGGGAGGGGAGGUGGGCGUUAACAGCCCCCACCUGCUCUCAGGUGCCUGCUCCCUGCCAGGUGGGACCCUCUGCUGCACAGGAGUCAGACCAGUCAGACCCCGGGGAGAAAGUACCCUUGUUCCAAUCUUUCCCGAAAAUUGGCAGUCCUCCCGGGACUCCAGCAUCCCCAGGGAAUUGGGCAAGGGCAAUAAUGCUCACCAGUGGCCCAUGCGCUUCCAGGAUGGGGUGGAGGGCAGGUGGAGCUUGGAAAUCAUUUACUCUGCAUUAGAUCUUUUGGUCCUCACAAAAGCUCUGUGGGCAGGCAGGCUAUGUUCUUGCUGGCCCCACUGAGGUGUGGGAAGGCAGCUCCCAAGAGUCACACAGCAAAUCAGCCUCAAAAGGAAGCCCAGAAGAGGCUUCAAAUGUAAGCAAAGAAAAACCGCUGACCACCAACCACGAGGGGGCGUGCACAACCCAGAGAGCUGCUGAGAGCGGCUAGGAUAGCCAAGGGCCAUGGAGCACAAGUUUCUGUUUGCCACCAUGAAACAGCAACAGCGUGGGGGCUGAAGCUACUGGCCCUCAGGUCCUUCAGAGUUGGGUCUGGGUGAGGCCAGCCUCUCAGUGGCCAUUCUUCAGGAAAGGAUUGUCCCCAGAUGGAGGAGGGCCCCAAAGAGUCUCAGAGACACCACCCUGAGGUGCUAAGCACAAAGGGACAUCAGCCCAUGUGUCAGGCAUGACAACUGGGAAGUAAAAAUUGUGGACAUUUGCUUUCAGAUGAUCCAGAUAUAGCCCAGGUGCAGGGCUUCCAAAUUUUUCACUAGGUCCCAGAAGUUCUCCCCGCUUCCAGCUACUUGCUAGUAGGGAGUCUCCCCUUUAUUCUGUUGUAUGUCCUCCCCCUACCCAACCUCUGGCCCCAGAGCCUUACAGUGCUUAGCAUGCCAUAGGUGCUCAAUAAAUGUUGUCCCUUAA
This is a messenger RNA of Ictidomys tridecemlineatus (thirteen-lined ground squirrel), 4723 nucleotides long. RefSeq names its product Ras and Rab interactor 1 (gene Rin1). Gene Ontology annotation, cellular component: endocytic vesicle; cytosol. Gene Ontology annotation, biological process: signal transduction; vesicle-mediated transport. Gene Ontology annotation, molecular function: small GTPase binding; guanyl-nucleotide exchange factor activity. Lineage: Eukaryota; Metazoa; Chordata; Mammalia; Rodentia; Sciuridae. The record is from RefSeq and is a predicted model, not a curated record.